UUAAUGUGACAUAUUCCUAGGUGUUUUAGGCAGUACUGAAGAAACUUGCAGUAGUUUGUUUUUGAAUCGCUGUGCAAUUUUCAGAGGACCCUACUAGAUGGCUAUAGUUUUUUGUUCAGAGCCUUGAUUCGUCUGCUUUUACUACAUGCCAAGGCCUCUUAUUGAGAGUGUAGUAGUUUUUAUGUAUAUUUCGACGUAGCGGCUGAAACUUUUUUGCUCUUCAUCUCGGCUGAAACAAGUCUGGCGACUGGUCUCAGUCCAGUCGCGGAUUGUGAACGAAAAGAAUUUCCAAAUUUGAUUUGUGUGGAUAAAAAGCUCGUGUGUGUCAUUUGAACAAGAGAAAGGAUUUUUGAGAUCAAGUUCGUGUGGAAGUUACUAUAACAGCAAAUUUUCCUUCUUCGAUUUUCCAGUUUAAGCAGUUUAGCGACACUAGAAACAAAUUUUCGUUCUAAGUAGUACCAGGAAGAAAAACUAGAAAUGAGCUGGCAGGAUUACGUUGACAAUCAGCUCCUGGCUUCCCAGUGCGUAUCGAAAGCGGCCAUCGCCGGUCACGACGGUGGCGUAUGGGCUAAAUCGGAAGGAUUUGAAGUAUCAAAAGAAGAACUGGCGAAAAUAGUGCAAGGUUUCGACAAAACUGAACUGCUCACCUCAGGAGGCGUGACACUGGCCGGCCAGCGUUACAUCUAUUUAUCCGGUACCGAUCGAGUGAUCCGGGCCAAGCUAGGCAAGAUGGGAGUCCAUUGUAUGAAGACACAGCAGGCUGUUAUAGUAUCAAUUUACGAAGAGCCAGUGCAGCCUCAGCAAGCGGCAUCUAUAGUCGAAAAGCUUGGAGAUUAUCUGAUUACUUGUGGUUAUUAGAAGAGCCCACGGCGGCAGUGUGAGCGUAUAUCUCUUGUAUUUGUGUAAAAUCGUUUCCGUAUGAUAAGAAAAUGUAAUUUGUAUUAGCUCUUAAAAAUUCGUAAUGCAUCUCUCUUUGAAUUGGUGGUAGCAUCGAAGAAUAGAAAGAAGAUAUUGCAAUGAAUAGGAUGAAGAAUAAAAAAAUUAAAGAAGGAAACGUGACAACAAAAUUGAAAACUUGUAUGUAACAGGGGAACUCCUUUCACACUCUUCGAUGGCACACGAGAUGAAAUAAAGUCAUAGGAUAUGAGCAUGAGCAAUGUGGGUUGUAAUGUCGAAACAAGACGGACAAGAAAAUGUGUAAAAUUUAACACAAUGUGAAUGAUUAAGGUUUAAUCAUAGACCAUUUUUGGUGGCAAAAAGGAAGAAAUGAAACGCAUAACUUACUCUACUAUUAUUAUCAUCCGUAAUUGUAUUCAUUAUUCAGAGAAAACAGCUGAAAUACGAUGCAGAUUUCGAUCAUUGAUUUGCUGAACAAAACCGUUUUCUUUGUCGGACAGCAUAAACAAAAGCAUAAUAUGAGAUAAACAAGCAAAGCACUAUGAUAAGGAUAAUACAAUGAUAAUAAUAAAAAACCAGAAAGAAUAACAGCGAAAUCAUAAAGGAAAAAAACAAUGUGUGUGAUUUACUACUAAUUUAACAAUAAGGGAAAGAAGUGAAAAAUUAAAGAGUUUUAUGUCUCUUUAUUUUUUAUAAAUUAUUGUAGAUGUUUUGUGAUUAUAAUUUAUUUAUACUUUAUAAUCGAAAGAAACGUGCUAAUGGUUUGUAUUUUUCCCUAAAUUUCUUCCAUUCUUCAGAAAAAAAGCACUCAAUCAUCCCUAUUUUGUUUAUAUUCUAUCUUCUCAUUGAGCUACUUUUCAUGAAUGUCCUUUCAGUAAAAGAAAGAAAUAAAAAACAAACAGAAAACCA
This is a messenger RNA of Malaya genurostris, 1806 nucleotides long. RefSeq names its product profilin (gene chic). Bases 478 to 858 code for a protein of 126 amino acids. The record is from RefSeq and is a predicted model, not a curated record. Lineage: Eukaryota; Metazoa; Arthropoda; Insecta; Diptera; Culicidae. Gene Ontology annotation, cellular component: cell cortex. Gene Ontology annotation, molecular function: actin monomer binding. The transcript is spliced from 4 exons.